Messenger RNA from Penicillium canescens, 798 nucleotides. RefSeq lists its product as uncharacterized. The record is from RefSeq and is a predicted model, not a curated record. Lineage: Eukaryota; Fungi; Ascomycota; Eurotiomycetes; Eurotiales; Aspergillaceae. The transcript has 3 exons. Bases 1 to 798 code for a protein of 265 amino acids.
AUGGACCCCAGCGUAUCUCCUAGCCCCCACUUGGAAGCCAAGCCAGGUGGAAUUGGCCAGGAUGCUAGUCUCCCAAUUUCCAAUCCGCGCCAAAUCGCCGCACAAGCAGAUAAUGUUUCAAGGCUGUUUCCACCAGUCUUGUUUAUCAAUUUCCCUGCAAGCCUUCCCCAAGGGCUACAAAAGAAGCUACAGGGAAAUUUGCAAAGUUUGCUGGACUUUAGAAGCUGGUCCAGUCUGCGAUGGUGGGAUGGAGUAUUCUGUCAGCUCCCACCAAGUGAAGAUGAAUGGGUACAGUUCAAGCAAAGUCUGCUGCUCGUCAAAUAUGCUUCGGAGGAUAUGAAAAAGACACUCUGGCUACAUCAAAUCAAAGACUCACACUCGCAGCGAGGUAUCCAUAUGAACCCCUCUCGGAGUUAUCUGACUUCCCAGGUCACCGAUGCAUUCAAAGAUCUGGGUGAGCAAAGCAUAGUGUCCUUAACGCCUCUAGUGGUAAAUAUGAUUGAAUCGUUUCAAUACUCCCCCAGAGAAUAUGCUUCAAGGGUAUUCAUUGCAGAGAGACACGAGUAUGUCAGUGAGUCGAACAGCAUCAAGUCAUCAAUCUUCACAAUCACUUGCAUAGUCGGUGGCUCGCCGUACAAAGAACGAGAGGGCUUGGAUGGGGGAAUCCUCACCCUUCUUUACUAUGACCAUCUGUUCAGAUUGGAUGAAUGGGACGAACAUUCUGGCAAGAUAAGUGAUGAAGAGAAGGACGCAAUGAGAAAGUUUUUGGAUCAGAAUACCGUCAAUGUCUCUGUUUAG